CGGUUGGCAAAAGGUCGGCGAAAGGUACUCUCGUGGCUUGUUCAUGGAAAAGACGUGAAACUAUCCGAAAACUACGGGCUGUAUUCAGGUUGGACCACAGAUUUCUUCCGUGAUAUCACAGAAUGAACAUAUCUCGAUAGACCGUCCUUUGUGCGCGUCCAUCGAUCGCUACUGAAGACGGAACGGAGUAAAAUCGAGCAAGGGUGCAGCGGACAUUAUGUCUUCGGACGGUUUGAAGGCGAUGGAAGUCACGGCAGAUAAGGAGAAGUUUGGGAGCAAGGAUUCGUUAGGAAAUAGAUUGUGGAGAAGUGCUGAAAUGGAGAAUCUCCAUGUAAAAGAAGACCUUAGUGCCUUUGCAAUGCCAUGCAUUGACUAUACGCAAUCCACAGCUGAUGGCUUACCACAGGAGCAACAGUCAUCUAGGGAGUGGGUCUUGGAAUGGAACAGAAAAAGUGACACAAGUGAAGUUGAACAGUAUUUACAACAAAUGCAGCGUUCACGCAGCUCAUCUCAGCCAGAUUAUAAUUCAGAUUCUCCUACUGGGAGUUUUGCACGUAGUAGCUCAGUGCCAAGAAAUGUAGUUUCAGGGGAAGAGCAGAUGGAGAGUGAACCAUUUGAAAUCCAAGACUUGUCAUGUUCACCUGGAAAGAAGUUUAUGGAGCUGCGGCAGACCAUUGGAGAGGUGACAUCUGAUGAAGGCAUUGCUGAUGAUGAACCAAGAGGAAAUGAAAGGGUCUUUGCACGAGGAUCAGAUAGUGAUGAUAUGCUUCUGGAUGAUGCGAUGACAGAUUUGGGGGAGCACUAUAUGUAUACUAACUUCCUUAAGUCCAGAACAUGCUAUGACAUCAUGCCAAAAAGCUCCAAGAUUGUGGUAUUUGAUACUAAGCUUAGGGUGAAAAAAGCAUUUUUUGCGCUGGUUGCAAAUGGUGUGAGAUCAGCUCCUCUUUGGGACAGUGACAAACACACUUUUGUUGGAAUGCUGACAAUUUCCGACUUUAUUAACAUUCUUCGCUAUUAUUAUAAGUCACCACUGGUCCAAAUUGACGAGUUGGAGGAACAUGAUAUCCAAGCUUUUCGAGAAUUUGAGCAAUCCAAUUUGAAAGCUGGCCUGGUUAAAAUAUCCCCAAUGCAGAGUCUCCUGGAUGCUGUCAAGACUCUGGUAGAAUAUAAAAUACAUCGGCUUCCAGUGGUUGAUCCAUCCACUGGAAAUGCUCUUUAUAUCCUCACUCACAAAAGAAUUCUGCGCUUCAUGUUUUCAUCCUUAACACAAACCAGCCCACCUGAAUUCAUGAGUAGCACCCUCCAAGAACUAGGAAUUGGAACAUAUCAAAAUGUUGCAAUGAUAUCUCCUGAGACUCCAUUGAUAAAAGCCUUUCACAUGUUUGCUGAAAAGAGAGUUUCUGCUUUGCCAGUUGUGGAUGAUAACGGUGUUGUCGUUGAUAUUUAUGCAAGAUUUGACGUCAUUAAUUUGGCUGCUGAAAAGACGUACAACAAUCUGGAUGUGACUGUAAAACAGGCCCUGCAACACAGAUCAGAGGGAUUCGAAGGAGUUCAUAAAUGUUACUUAGAUGAAACUCUUCACACCAUAAUCGAUAGAUUGACCGAUGCGGGGGUUCAUCGUCUAGUUAUUGUUGACAAAGACAAUCGCUGCAUUGGAGUGUUGUCGCUGUCAGAUAUCCUCAAGUUUUUGGUUUUACGGCCUCUGGCAUCAAGUCACCUGAAUCAUUCCCAUGGUUCAAUGCAGGCUUCAGCGUAAUCGAUUGAUCAGGAAAUAAAUACAGUAUUUGUGUUGGCAUAACAGGGGGAAGAUGGAGAUUCUAUUCUUCAAGAAGCGUAAAUAUAAACAGGGAAAUAAGACUGAGCCGAUGAGGCUGUUAGCUGACGAUGGUAUUUUAAAGAUAAAAGGUGAAAUGAUCUGUUUUCCUUUGGAACGAGUAGGCCUCCUUCAACGAGACGUUCCGUAUUUACACGCUUCAUUGUAACAUUUAUUUGACUCGUAGACAUUUCCUAAAAAUACCAUGAUUCUCUUCAAUUUGGAGGCUCGGCUUGUCACGCAUGCCUCCCUAACGAGCGUGAGGGAGGUAAAAUUGCGUGACGAGUCUAAAGAGUGUCUGCGUAGGAAGCUUGUUUUGCGUGACACGCACAGCUCCACGGAUAAAGCUCAUUGUAAAUGCACACCUCCGGAAUACGGGGAAGUAAAAGGUGUAUUGUGGUGUUUUUAGGAAAGUGCUAUAGAGAGCCUUGGCAUGUAAUGGCGUCACGAUUCUGUCUUACCCUCCUCCACGGACAUUUCUCAGAGAGACUGAAAAGUAGAGAGGAAGCUGGGAGAGAUUGAAGGGUUUGAGGAGGGGUGGCCAUCAGAUAGGGUGAUCCGAAGGUGUUGCUUAGCAUUUCUAAGGCGGAAUAUCCGAUUAGAUUGUACGGGGCUUAAAAAAACGAGUCGGAGUAUAGAAACGUUUUGGUGAUUGAGUUUUAGCAACUUUCUGCAUCUUAGGUUUGGUGAUUAUUUUUGGCAAGGGAAAGCGGCUACCUACCAUCAGAGCACCCCAUCUGAUCGAAUCCGCAACGAGGUCGUUGUUUCGGACUUCGUAGACAGCAAUCAGAAGUUUAAUGUUUUAUUUUGCCUUUUGACACGCUUCUUCUCCUCAAGGAUGUUAUUUUGAUGUUUAUAGUUUAAUAAAACGGACUUAGUGAUGUCCAGAACUUCUGGUUGCUUGAGGUUCUCCUUGGAAGGAGGCAGAAAUUAUAAAUGGUCGUUCCUCGUAUUCUUUUCACCCAGUCGUCUUUAUUCCCCCGUGUCAAUUUUCGUCAGCGAGGACUGGGGACGAUUCAGCUUCUCUCUCGGUCGAGUUGUCUGUGGAGGAGGUUAAUUUAGCUUUAUGCUUGGCCUCGUGUACAGAAUAAGAAAAUGUUUGGCCCAUAGAUUUAAAAAGCGUAGUGUGAAAUGCUGCUAAUCAACGCUUGGCAUUUUGUAGUUGAGAUAAUUAUUAGUUAAACUGUAGAAAGGAGUUUAUCGUUGCUGACCUCGUCAAAAGUAGAAUACGAUUAUGAAACGUGGACAUGUUGUAAGCUGGACAGAAAUGUAUUAGAGUGAUUUCAAAUCGUCUGAUGCAAGUAGUAGGCCAUUUCCGAGUGGCCAAAAACAGUCUUUGUGCGAAACCAUUCAUAUGACAAUGCGUUCCGCCUA
Messenger RNA from Orbicella faveolata, 3187 nucleotides. RefSeq names its product 5'-AMP-activated protein kinase subunit gamma-1-like. Gene Ontology annotation, biological process: protein phosphorylation; regulation of catalytic activity. NCBI's taxonomy places the organism in Eukaryota, Metazoa, Cnidaria, Anthozoa, Scleractinia, Merulinidae. Gene Ontology annotation, molecular function: AMP binding; protein kinase binding; protein kinase regulator activity. Gene Ontology annotation, cellular component: nucleotide-activated protein kinase complex; cytoplasm; nucleus. The record is from RefSeq and is a predicted model, not a curated record.